Messenger RNA from Ogataea haglerorum, 384 nucleotides. RefSeq lists its product as uncharacterized. The transcript has a single exon. The record is from RefSeq and is a predicted model, not a curated record. Bases 1 to 384 code for a protein of 127 amino acids. NCBI's taxonomy places the organism in Eukaryota, Fungi, Ascomycota, Pichiomycetes, Pichiales, Pichiaceae.
AUGGACGACGAAGGAGCGGCAGGAGACGAGGAGGAAACGGAAGAAGUGGCCAAAGUGGUGGAAGAGCUGGACUCCUCGGCAACGGAGAUGGAGCUGGAUGCCGAAGUGAUUGGGGCAGCCGACGAAGUGGCGACGGCAGAAGACGUUGGGGCAGCACUGCUGGACGAAGCAGCGGUGCUGGAGACGGCGCUGGAUGCCUUGCUCGAGAAGCUUGCGGCACUCGAGGAAGAGGCUUUGCUCGACGAGCUGGCGCUGAAGUUGGCACCGACGUCUUUGCAAACGCUGGAGAAUGAGUCGGCCGCGGUGUCGGCGUUGUCUCCGCACUUGGAUUGCAAACAAGAGGACAUCUCAGAGGACUCAUUGCUGCAAACACAGGCAAUCUGA